Messenger RNA from Dendronephthya gigantea, 435 nucleotides. RefSeq lists its product as uncharacterized. The transcript is spliced from 2 exons. NCBI's taxonomy places the organism in Eukaryota, Metazoa, Cnidaria, Anthozoa, Malacalcyonacea, Nephtheidae. The record is from RefSeq and is a predicted model, not a curated record. Bases 1 to 435 code for a protein of 144 amino acids.
AUGACUUAUCCCUUGGAAUCGAUCAGGAGUCUCAGUCAUCUCCUUUGCACCACCAGUCUCAUUCAUCCCCUUCAUACUAUCAGUCUCAGUCAUCCCCUUCAUACUAUCAGUCUCAGUCAUCCCCUUUGUACUACCAGUCUCAGUCAUCUCUUUUGCACCACCAGUCUCAGUCAUCCCCUUCGUACUAUCAGUCUCAGUCAUCCCCUUCAUACUAUCAGUCUCAGUCAUCCCCUUUGUACUACCAGUCUCAGUCAUCUCCUUUACACCACCAGUCUCAGUCAUCCCCUUUCCACUAACAGUCUCAGUCAUCCCCUUCAUACUAUCAGUCUCAGUCAUCCCCUUCAUACUAUCAGUCUCGGUCAUCCCCUUCAUACUAUCAGUCUCAGUCGUCCCCUAAUUUGCACUUACAGUCUCAGUCAUCCCCUUCGCACAUAG